UUGCGAUUGCGAGGUCGAAAAUUUUUUUGUGAUUGUUGUUAUUGCAAAAACUGGAUUAUUUUAUACAAUUUGCGUGCCAUUUUUCUCAAGUUUUCUAUAAAAAUGUCGGUAUUCUGUCGAUUAUGUCGAAUACAAAUCUUUUCACUACCAACUGCAAUUUCUAACAAUUCUAUAAGGCACAACAAACCAAUACAGGAGAUGAUCUUUGAAUGUACAAGAAUAAUGCUAGUCAAAGACACAAGAUUACCACAGUUCUUGUGCGAUUCCUGUACGGUACGAUUAGAUGAGACGUAUGCAUUCAUACUUUUGUGUCGAGAAUCGGAAGAAAUCUUUUUGAAGUUAUUUCCCCAGCCAAAGCAUCAUACAGAUAUAACAACACACCCACCGAAGUCUGCAGAUCAACAGACAAAAGGACAAGAACUAAAUCGUCACAAUAACACUACGUCUAUCAAGCUGGAAUUGGUGCCGGAAGUGCUAAGCGUUCCAGUGGAGUACUCAAAUUCAUUUGAUAUACUGCCGGGAAUCGAAAACGAAUCCCGAAAAGGGAACAAUAAAGACUGGAUUUCAGAGGCACGUUUGCAUCGCGAACGUCAACGGAUAUCCACAGCUAAGCGUCGUGCCAAGAUGAGCGCGGAACAGCGAGAGAAGGAAAGGGAACGGGCCCGACAUCGACAGGCUCAGCGCCGUGCCAAUCGAACCGAUGAAGAAAUACGUGCACAACGAGAACGGGAUCGAAUACGGCAGGCUAUGAAACGGGCUAAAUUUCGCGAGGUUGAAAUGAUGGAUCAACAUCCCUUGAACCACGGAUCUCCACUGCACGGAUUGAGUUUGCUUGGGUUGACCCAAAAAUAAGUCGAUUUCGGUUGAUUUUCGAUAUACCCAUUUAGAAAAAAAAAAAAGUAUGAGAUAUGUGAGUUUCACUAACAUAAUAAAACCAAUACAAGUAAAAUGUAAAA
This is a messenger RNA of Topomyia yanbarensis, 956 nucleotides long. RefSeq lists its product as uncharacterized. The record is from RefSeq and is a predicted model, not a curated record. Lineage: Eukaryota; Metazoa; Arthropoda; Insecta; Diptera; Culicidae. Gene Ontology annotation, molecular function: zinc ion binding. Gene Ontology annotation, cellular component: nucleus. The transcript is spliced from 2 exons. Bases 103 to 852 code for a protein of 249 amino acids.